Mycena indigotica is the source of this 2997-nucleotide messenger RNA. RefSeq lists its product as uncharacterized. NCBI's taxonomy places the organism in Eukaryota, Fungi, Basidiomycota, Agaricomycetes, Agaricales, Mycenaceae. The transcript is spliced from 3 exons. The record is from RefSeq and is a predicted model, not a curated record. Bases 1 to 2997 code for a protein of 998 amino acids.
AUGGCUGACCAGCACCCUUUAUAUGGCCGCUCAAUCCUCAGUCCGGAAGAGCAGCGAAGGGUUGCUCAAGCCAGCGACGAGGAUAACUUGAUGUACACGACAAACUCACUCGCUUCAUUCGCUUUUGGAAGCGCCUCAGAGCUACCACCCUCGCCAUCGCGUCACAACAUUGGACCACUUGACGAGAUUGACGAAGAAGACCCAUACACUUCUCGCAAAGCAGACGACACUCCACGCCAGUCCUUAGCGACUGGAAAAGACCAACGAUCUCCCUCUUCCUUCUAUUCCCAGCCUCCCUCGGAUACCGCCUCCCGACAUACGUUCGGAGGCAACUCAUCUACCUCUUCUCGCUCUGGGUCACGCAGUCGCACGACCAGCAGCACAACACACACCUCCGUUGACGAUUUGGGUGGCGUCACUUUCAAUCCUCUCCACCACCAUCCUACACUCCCUCCAGACGUUGAAUUCGACUCAGAAGAAGAGCUCAGUGAAGAGUACGAUUCGAUAGAGGUUUCUUCUGCCCAUGGGACCAGUAGCAUGGACGGCGCUGCAUUUGAGGCUUUACUCGAGCGACAAAUGUAUGCAGACUCCCAUAUGGCCUCCACUGGACGUAGACCCAGCCUUCCUAUGGCCAUUCCUGGAACAUCACCAGAUGACUACAACCACAACCGACGAGACCGCGAAGGCAGUCUCGCAACACUGCGACGACCCAGUCGAAGUCUCGACGACCCAGUUAGCAUCUAUACGGGUCGCGACAGCCCCACUUCUUCCCCGCCCACACCCGUUUCAGUACCCGAAUCCGAUGGUGACUGGCGCUCCCUCUCCGCCCGCGUUGCUUCCCGCGAGCCGCCAUCACCUCAAACCGUCAUUGUCCCUACUUUUGCCGGAGGAAGUGGCGCAGGCAGUGGUGGAUUCGAUUCGUAUGGGUUCGAUCUUGACUGGAGCAGUAUGCAGGGCGGCAUCACUGGUCUAGACAUGCGGGAUAUCGCCGUCCAUGCCGGCCGAACUAGCACUCACAGCGAGCGACGGCCCAGUCAGUUGUCACUGAUGCUGCGUAGACCGAGCACAGCAAGCGGGGGGAGUGUUAUGCUCGAUCCAGACACAUUUGCGGCCGCAGUCAGAGGUUGGGGCGGAGACGAGUACGAAAGACAACGGAAGUACUGGACUUUCAGACGGGAUGCAGCUGACGGGAGAGGUGGAACGAGCAAGAGAUCAGUUUCGAGUUCUGGUGGUCCACUGAGUCCGGUGAGAAGUAUCACGAGUGGAAGGGCUGGAAGGAGUUCAGAUCGGGGUUCAGAUCGCCCAAAAUCGACUCCUUGGCGAGGAAUGGCGUUGAACGCGGAAGAGAUCUGGAACAGCACGCUUGUGGGGAGCUUCAAAGUUCGGAGAAUCGAAUUGCGACCUCAAAAACCUCAACAACGCGUCACCAUCGAUCCUUUUCGCGGGCCAUACACGCUUGGGCCAAAACCGCCGCAUGAUGGUGCCUAUACAAACAUCCACAAACACUCGAAAGUUGUGGCGUUCUCUAUACACCGACAUUACAAACCGACUCGCUUACCGCUGGAUGCUCGUGGAAGUAUCAGUGGCCGAGGAAGCAUUACGGGCUCGGUGAGUGCGGGUGCGGGUGCUUAUGAAGAGCGACGACGACCGACUGCAAUGAUUUUGCUUGCGCCAAGACAUGUUCAGGAGGCGUAUACAAGCACGAACACCACCAAGGGGCUGAGGUCUCAUGGACUCUUGGACGAGGGAAAGUCUACCGUUCGGGACGAAACAAAACGACGCGACCGCGAGCGAAGCUCCAGACGCCAACAACAACAACAACAACAAACAAGCAGUAUGGGCAGCGUUCGUAGCACAACAAGCACCUUUCGUGAACCGCCUCUACCUACUCCACCCAUUCCUCAAGCUCCCUCUGUAGACUCGAUACCAGACACAACACGGUCACAUUCAGCCUCACGAAGGAGACGAAGAAGGAACAGUUUGGAUGGGGAUGAUUCAGACUCGGAGUCGGAAAGGCUGCGGUCAAGGACCACCCACAACGAGGCUUUCUCCACCAUGGAUGCGAGCUUCAUCGACCAAAUGGUGCUUUCCCAGGAUGUGCGUGGAGACGGAAGCCCAAAUGGGGUUCUUUCGAGAGUGUUUGGACGAGGACAGCCGCAACCACUUUUGAAGCCGCAUGCUCCUUAUGUGCCUCCAUGGGUGACGUUGCAAAGUCGGGUCAAGCAAGAGGAGAGAAAACGACGACACGAUGUGUUGAGUAACUCUUUCGAGGAUGUCGGUCUAUUACCGCCUAAGCGGAGUACUGGGGCUCGGAGCGGGCUCAAAAAGUCGACUGUUCCAUCUGCUGCAGUCGACAUCUUUGCGCAAGUGCCUGCAGACUCUUUGUUUAUGCUUCUGCCCCUCUGGCCCGGCCCGACGGAUCCGGUUUCCGAACGAACGACAUCACGACCACAGCAUCAAAUUCCACCUGAACAACGACAAUACCUGCUUGUGGCAUAUAAUCCAACUGACGAGCCACCACCGUUAUCUUCUUCGAAAACUCGCAGCUCGCAUAGUAGUCCGACGAGUUCGUCAGAUAGCACGCUUGUGGGUGGUGGGCGUGGCAGCUGCGACAUCUUGCUGACGAGCUUCCAUGUGAGUGCGCGGCUUGUCUCACACCAAGAUUUGCAAGGCUCCGGCGUGCGUGUUCCAGAUGAAGGGCUUGCCGUGUUGGGAUCGUGGCAGGAUGCGUGGCUGAGCAUGCCCCAAAUUGCGACACGUGACCACGGUCUGUUGGUGAUUGGCACCUGCUCGUCCGCCAGGGAGGCAGGAAUUGAAUUUGAUCCAGAAGGGUUAGUUAAGAUGGGUCUGUGCAUUCCCGUUCCGCCAGAGCCGGGCAGCAGCGAGGAGGAGGAGCCAGUGGCGGAGUUGACGCCUAUUGGAAGGGCAGUACUGGAGAUGGCAUGGAUCGGAUGCAUUGCGGUGACGAGUUUUGGGCCCGCCGGAAUGCAGGGAUGA